This is a messenger RNA of Anoplophora glabripennis (Asian longhorned beetle), 1050 nucleotides long. It is a transcript of the gene slou, whose product is annotated as homeobox protein slou. Gene Ontology annotation, molecular function: RNA polymerase II cis-regulatory region sequence-specific DNA binding; DNA-binding transcription factor activity, RNA polymerase II-specific. Gene Ontology annotation, cellular component: nucleus. The coding region runs from base 1 to 1050 and encodes 349 amino acids. The transcript has 2 exons. The record is from RefSeq and is a predicted model, not a curated record. Lineage: Eukaryota; Metazoa; Arthropoda; Insecta; Coleoptera; Cerambycidae. Gene Ontology annotation, biological process: regulation of transcription by RNA polymerase II; cell differentiation.
AUGACAAUGCUAAUGAUGGAAAGGCUAAUAACCAACACCACGCGCAAACCCCAAGAGCUGGCCCUCCCCGAGAAAGACCGUUCGCCGCAGUCCGAGCCCCAGAUGUUCCUGCAGCCGAAGAGGAUAUCCGACGACUCGCGGGAUGUGGAGAUGUGCGACAAGUCCGACGAGGAGGACCUCAACGUGGACGUGGAGAGCGACGACACGCUGUGCCCCGUGGAUCUGACCCGGAGACAAGACAAGUUCUUCGAGGGGUUCGUGCCCUCCUCGCACAAGACUGACUUCAGCAGUGAUUUCAAUAGUUUUAAGGAAGACGCCAAGCGGUCGGAGAGUGUUUGCAGUGACGUGAGUAGGUCGGAGAGCCCCAGAGACCCGAGCCCGUCGGUAGUGCCCCACCAGAAUAGACGGUUGGCGUUCUCGGUGGAGAACAUCCUGGACCCUAACAAGUUUACCGGUAGACAAUCUGUUUAUAGUGACGGGAUCUGUUGUUGGAAGCCGCUGGACGGGGCGAGAGGGUCGCCGGAUUACGAGGAGAGCGAUACAGGGAAAGAGCACCAGUCCGACGACGAGGAUGACAUGCAGAGCGACAUCAGCGAGGACCUGAAAGACCCCUCCAAGAAGAAGAAAAGCGACUCCAAGUCCCAAAGCGCGGGAAAACCCAGAAGGGCACGAACGGCGUUCACCUACGAGCAACUAGUGGCUUUGGAGAACAAAUUCAAAACCACCAGGUACCUAAGUGUGUGCGAAAGACUCAAUCUAGCUUUAAGUUUAAGUCUCACCGAGACCCAGGUGAAGAUAUGGUUCCAAAAUAGACGGACGAAGUGGAAGAAGCAGAACCCAGGCAUGGACGUCAACUCGCCUACGGUGCCGCCGCCUAGCGUAGGGUCUGGGGGGAGUUUUCCUGGGUUCCCCGGGCACCACACGCAUUCUGGUUUGCUGUAUUCCCACCAUGUUCCGUACGGGGGAGUUUACCCCCUUCAGGCUACGAGUUCUGGUAGUUAUACGCCGUAUUUUCACUUGGCCAAUCAUGGGCAUAAUUUGGGGUCUUGA